Dipodomys spectabilis (banner-tailed kangaroo rat) is the source of this 2103-nucleotide messenger RNA. RefSeq names its product UDP-glucuronate decarboxylase 1 (gene Uxs1). Gene Ontology annotation, molecular function: NAD+ binding; UDP-glucuronate decarboxylase activity. NCBI's taxonomy places the organism in Eukaryota, Metazoa, Chordata, Mammalia, Rodentia, Heteromyidae. Gene Ontology annotation, biological process: D-xylose metabolic process. The transcript has 15 exons. The coding region runs from base 86 to 1363 and encodes 425 amino acids. Gene Ontology annotation, cellular component: cytoplasm. The record is from RefSeq and is a predicted model, not a curated record.
GGCCGCUGCCUUCGCCGCCGCCGCCGCGCAUUGUGCAGCAGGCGGGCCCGCGCGGCAGGGCGCUGGACGAGUGCGGCUCCCGGGUAUGGUGAGCAAGACUCUGCUGCGCCUCGUGUCUGCCGUCAACCGCAGGAGGAUGAAGCUGCUGCUGGGCCUCGCCCUGCUCGCCUACGUCGCCUCUGUCUGGGGCAACUUCGUUAAUAUGAGCUUUCUACUCAACAGGUCUAUACAGGAAAAUGGCGAACUAAAAGUUGAAAGCAAGAUUGAAGAGAUUGUUGAGCCACUAAGAGAGAAAAUCAGAGAUUUGGAAAAAAGCUUCACCCAGAAAUACCCACCAGUAAAGUUCUUAUCAGAGAAGGAUCGCAAAAGAAUUUUGAUCACUGGAGGUGCAGGGUUCGUGGGCUCCCAUCUGACUGACAAGCUCAUGAUGGAUGGCCAUGAGGUGACUGUGGUGGACAACUUUUUCACAGGCAGGAAGAGAAAUGUGGAGCAUUGGAUUGGCCAUGAGAACUUUGAGCUGAUUAACCAUGAUGUGGUGGAGCCUCUCUACAUUGAAGUUGAUCAAAUAUACCAUCUGGCUUCUCCAGCCUCCCCUCCAAACUACAUGUACAAUCCCAUCAAGACCCUGAAAACCAAUACAAUUGGGACAUUAAAUAUGUUGGGGUUGGCAAAGCGUGUGGGUGCUCGUCUGCUCCUGGCUUCCACGUCAGAAGUUUAUGGAGAUCCUGAAGUCCACCCUCAGUCUGAGGAUUACUGGGGCCAUGUGAAUCCUAUAGGACCCCGGGCCUGCUAUGAUGAGGGCAAACGUGUUGCAGAGACCAUGUGCUAUGCCUACAUGAAGCAGGAAGGUGUGGAAGUACGAGUGGCAAGGAUCUUCAACACCUUUGGGCCACGAAUGCACAUGAAUGACGGGCGGGUGGUCAGCAACUUCAUCUUGCAGGCACUUCAGGGGGAACCCCUCACGGUAUAUGGAUCUGGAUCUCAGACGAGGGCUUUCCAGUAUGUCAGCGAUCUGGUGAAUGGCCUGGUGGCUCUCAUGAACAGUAAUGUCAGCAGCCCUGUCAAUCUGGGAAACCCUGAAGAACACACAAUCCUUGAAUUUGCCCAGUUAAUUAAAAACCUAGUUGGUAGCAGAAGUGAAAUUCAGUUUCUCUCUGAAGCCCAGGAUGACCCACAGAAAAGAAAACCAGACAUCAGGAAAGCAAAGCUGAUGCUGGGGUGGGAGCCUGUGGUCCCACUAGAGGAAGGACUGAACAAAGCAAUUCACUACUUUCGGAAAGAACUGGAGUACCAGGCAAACAAUCAAUACAUUCCCAAACCAAAGCCUGCCAGAAUAAAAAAAGGUCGGACGCGCCACAACUGAGGCCCCACUUGGGACACGAGACUCCGUUUUACACUUGAUGAGAUGUAUUUUUGUUUUGUUUGGGUUUUGUUUUUAUUUUGUUUUGUUUUUUAAAGAAAGACUUAAACAGGUGUCAUGAAGAACCAACUGGAAUUUCAUUCUGAACCUUGCUUUAAAGACGUGGAUGUGCCUAAAAUUUCCCUCAAAAAAAAACCUACAGCCUUUGCCUUGCACUUUUCAAAUCUGUCUUUUUAUGUAAAAUAGCCUAGAUGCAUCUCUGUGUAUUUUCCAGUUUUUUAUCUUGCUGUGAGAGCAUACGUUGUGACUGUCAUUGACAGUUUUAUUUACUGGUUUCUUUGCGAAGCUGAAAAGGAACGUUAAAUGGGACAAAAAAUAAUGCCGAUUUUAUUUAUAAAAGUGGGUACUUAUAAAUGAGAUGUUAUACUAUGCAUAAAGAAUAAAAAAGAAAAAAAAAACUAGCAGUAUUGUCAGGUGGAUGGGGCACCGGCAUUUAUUUUGGAACAGGUAAAAGAAUUCUGUUUGAGAGCUUUAUGUUUCUUUUUUAAAAUCAGAAUUUUUCCAAGGUCUAGUUUUUAGUUGCAAACUUGAAUUUGAAAUACUUGUGUUGAUUCUUAUGAUCCAAGGAUAUUGAAAUCACUACUGUAUUGUGCUGCAUUUUCAGGGGUGGGGAGACAAAAUUAACGUAUUCUUGGUUAACCGUGGUUAUAAAUAUGCUAUUUUAAUAAAAUAUUGAAACUCAA